Melampsora larici-populina 98AG31 is the source of this 903-nucleotide messenger RNA. RefSeq lists its product as uncharacterized. Bases 1 to 903 code for a protein of 300 amino acids. The record is from RefSeq and is a predicted model, not a curated record. Lineage: Eukaryota; Fungi; Basidiomycota; Pucciniomycetes; Pucciniales; Melampsoraceae. The transcript is spliced from 8 exons.
AUGAGUACUCGCCAAGAAUCCGAAUUGAAUCCUAUUCCUAUUCCACCCAACGCCUUGCCUGAGGUGAUUAUAGGAUGUGACAUGUGCUACUGGUGUGGUGGUUUUCGACAUAUGCAAACCAACUGCCCAGCGCGUCAAGCUGGGUUGGCUCGAUCAGCUCGUCCUUACAAGGAUUGGCGUCGAGUGAUGGGUCAUCGCAAGCUUUACAGUGUGAACGUUCUGUUCCCUGUUCAAAAUGUCGUAGGUCCAGUAAUCGUGGCCGCGGAAUUACCUCCAUUGGGUGGCGCUGGUGCGCCUGGCCUGCCUACGGUAAACAAUAAUGACGUCGUAAUGCUAGGCCAGGUUGAAGUAAACGGUGUAUUAGCCAACGAAAUACAAGCAAACAACGAAGAUGGCCAAGCCAUGCCAACGAUCGAUAAUGACGACGUAAUGCUAGGCGAGGUUGAAGAGAUAGGCGUGUUAGCCAACGAAAUAGAAGCGCACAUCGAAGAAUUGUAUCUAACGUACAAGAGGCUUGCACAAUAUGAUCUCAGGGUCAUUGGGGUCACGUUGGGCGACGCUAAUGCCAUUGAGCAACUGAUGAUCGGCACCGGCGUCGCAUCUGACGCCGGAUUGGAAGGGGCUGAAGUUACAAACACAACCGAAUAUGAAGGUACCGCCAACUCAAUUGAUUACAAUAUAACCGCUGGGUCCCCGGAUGAGGAAAUUGUCGUUACUGGCCCCUCGUCAUAUCAACCGGUUAUUCAUGAGUUUACAAAUACUAACAGUGUAAUUCGCCAUGGCCCAUUGAUGCGACACAGUGGAGUCAAGCGCCGCAACCCUUUUGGCAACAAAGAGGAUGCGCGCCGAGUGCAAUCAAGAUCUUGUUCCUCAUUGUUUCACAGUUUUGAAUAUGUCAUGUAA